AUGGAUGAGAGCAGAGGGCGACACCCCCGCCCGCCUCCCCUCCCCUCCUCCCCUCCCUCCCCUCGGCGGCCCGGCCCGGCCCCCCCGCGGCGGGGCGGGCGGGCGGCUCCGAGCGCGCCUCUCCACUCCGCCGCGCCGAGACAGCGAGCGGGCGGCAGCUCUCGCCGGGCGCCGGAGCCCACGGGAGCCGGAGGGCGCGGGCCGGGGCCGGGGCCGGGGCCGGGGCCGGGGCCGCGGCGGCGGCGGCGGCGGCGGGGCCCGGCGGCGGCGGGAUCGCGGCGAGUUGGCGGCGGCCCGAGCUCGCCGGAAAGUUGGUGCCGGCUGAGCCGGAGGCGCCCGCUCGCCAUGCAGAGACCCGGCGGCCAGGGGACCGCCUUCUCCAUCGACUCGCUCAUCGGGACGCCGCCGCCGCGCUCCGGGCACCUGCUCUACACCGGGUACCCCAUGUUCAUGCCGUACCGGCCGCUGGUGCUCCCGCAGGCGCUGUCCCACGCCCCGCUGCAGUCGGGGCUGCCGCCGCUGGCCCCGCUCGCUUCCUUCGCCGGCCGCCUCACCAACACCUUCUGCGCCAGCCUGGGCCAGGCCGUGCCCUCCAUGGUGGCGCUCACCACCGCCCUGCCCAGUUUCUCCGAGCCCCCCGACGGCUUCUACCCCCCGCAGGAGCUGCCCCCGCCGCGCGCCGCCCCCGACGCGGGCUGCCGGCGCGGCGCCGACGGGCUGGAGGCGGAGGAGCUGCCCCCGGGCCGCGACAAGGGCCCGCCCGAGCCGCCGCUGCACUUCCCGGAGCCCUUCCCCGGCCUGGCAGACGGCAAGGCGUACAGCUCCGACGAGGAGAAGCUGGAGGUGAAGUCGGCGGCGACGCCGUGCAGCGAGCGGGAGGAGGAGAGCUCGGCGGGCGAGAGCGAGGAGGAGCCCUUCCUGGACGGGGCUGCCGCCGGCGCCGCGCUGGGAGCCAAGGGCAAGGGCAAGGGCGGCCCCGCCGCCGAGCAGCCCCCGCCGGGCUCCGGGGCCGGGAAGAGCCGCCGGCGCCGCACGGCCUUCACCAGCGAGCAGCUGCUGGAGCUGGAGAAGGAGUUCCACUGCAAGAAGUACCUGAGCCUGACGGAGCGCUCGCAGAUCGCGCACGCCCUGAAGCUGAGCGAGGUGCAGGUGAAGAUCUGGUUCCAGAACCGCCGCGCCAAGUGGAAACGCAUCAAGGCUGGCAAUGUCAGCAACCGCUCCGGAGAGCCCGUCCGCAACCCCAAGAUCGUGGUGCCCAUCCCGGUGCACGUCAAUCGCUUCGCCGUGCGCAGCCAGCACCAGCAGAUCGAGCAGGGCGCCCGGCCCUGAGCCCGGCCGGCUCCCGGACCCUGGGGCGGGCGGCGGCGGCGCUCCACCUCUGUGUACAUGUCCCUUAUUUAUUCCGUGUAAACUCUGUACAUACGGCAGCGUGUCCUUCUGUCCGUGCCACGGGGAGCAC
This is a messenger RNA of Melospiza melodia melodia, 1459 nucleotides long. It is a transcript of the gene GBX1, whose product is annotated as gastrulation brain homeobox 1. Gene Ontology annotation, cellular component: nucleus. Gene Ontology annotation, biological process: regulation of nervous system development; regulation of transcription by RNA polymerase II. Gene Ontology annotation, molecular function: RNA polymerase II transcription regulatory region sequence-specific DNA binding; DNA-binding transcription factor activity, RNA polymerase II-specific. NCBI's taxonomy places the organism in Eukaryota, Metazoa, Chordata, Aves, Passeriformes, Passerellidae. The record is from RefSeq and is a predicted model, not a curated record.